Messenger RNA from Homarus americanus (American lobster), 516 nucleotides. Its product is annotated as cell wall protein DAN4-like. The record is from RefSeq and is a predicted model, not a curated record. The transcript has a single exon. Lineage: Eukaryota; Metazoa; Arthropoda; Malacostraca; Decapoda; Nephropidae. The coding region runs from base 1 to 516 and encodes 171 amino acids.
AUGGAGUUAUUUCUCAUACCCACCGUCACCACAUCCGCCACCACCGCCGACACCACCACCGCCGGCGCCAUAGCCACUACCACCAUAGCCACCGCCACCGCGGCCGCCUCCCCCAUACCCGCCACCUCCGUAACCACCUCCAUCUCCGCCAUAUCCUACACCACCACCGCCAUAGCUGCCGCCAAUGUUGUAGCAGAUUGUUGUCCUGCCUCCACCACUACCUCCAUAACCGUCACCGCCAUAGCCGCCACCUCCAUAGCCGCCACUACAAUAGCCGCCACCACCAUAGCCGCCACCACCUCCAUAGCCGCCACCUCCUCCACUAUAGCCGCCGCUGCCACCACCUCCAUAUCCCCCGCCACCACGACUGUAGCCUCAGCCACCACCCCCAUAACCUCCGCCACCACCACCACCAUAGCCUCCACCACCUCCGCCAUAACCACCGCCGCCACCCCCACGUCCACCCGGCAUGGCCGAGCUGAACACCGUCAUGAGAGCCACACCCAAGGACACUAA